Molecule: messenger RNA, 519 nt
Organism: Laccaria bicolor S238N-H82
Lineage: Eukaryota; Fungi; Basidiomycota; Agaricomycetes; Agaricales; Hydnangiaceae
Exons: 5
Coding region: 1-519 (172 amino acids)
Source: RefSeq, a predicted model, not a curated record
AUGGGCAAUCCUAUCAUAAAGGUCCGCCUGCCCACGCCCUCUCCCGCCCAACCAUCAACCCCCAAACGUGCUCCUGUGGCUGAGCCUUUGAUCACCCAAGAAUCCCCCAGGGCCAGAACUACGCACGGCAGUGUGGCAGAGCCCCAGGCCACACAAGUGACGGCCAACGACAAGCCCAUUUACUACAUCCCCCACCCAGACGAGUUCAUUGCGCGGAGGGCAUCGUUCCCUCACACCACCUACGUGAUUACCAAGGGGGAAGAAGUAGGGCUUUUCUCGGCAUGGCACGACGCAGCCAUUCGAGUUCAAAACAUUCCGGCCCCAAAGGGCCGCAUCCAAUAUAUUUUGCAAAGCUUCCCCACCUUUGAAGCAGCCUUCGAUGUGUACGCCCAUGCCUACAACAUGCGCUUUUUUUACGACCAGCCUAAUUCAGACAAUCAAGACAAUUGCGAGGGCUGGGUUUUUGCGGACUCUGACGAAGAAAUCCAAGUUCACACAAGUCGCGCAGGCACUUGGUAG